AAAGUCGCCAUUUUUUUCAUUGUGUCGCCACCCUUUAUAUAUUGAAAUUUCAAUAUUACCCUUAAUGAAAUUUCAUAACUUUAUCUCUCUAACUUCUCUCUAAAAAAACUCUUUGAACUAAAAUUCAAUAUCGAAACACUAUGACCAAUGAAAAUAAUCACCAAAAAGAUUCAGUAUUCAUUGAUAACGAUCGUUAAUUUCAAAAAACAAUUGCUUGUGUUGAAAUUUGAUACAUGUUCACUCUUUUUGGCCAUAGCUUUUGAUAGGAUAAUUACAUAAUUACAAUUUUUGCAGCAUUAGAACCUAGACUUUAUAUUAUAUACCCGAAAUCAAUAAGAAUAAAUUUCAUUGAUAAGGAAAAAUCAGUAUAAUAUAAUACAAUUAAGUUCAAUUGAAUCUAAAUAAUACAUUUUGAUUAAAAACACCAUAUGACCUUAACAUAUAAUUCAAUUUACUUUUAAAAUAUAUGAAAUUAUUUGCUAUAAUUGACUACAAUAGAUACAUAUUUAAGGAUACAUUAAAGUAGUAUCCUACGUUGCUUCUUGUUUUAACACAUUUUAACAAUAGUUGGAACGACUCAUCAUAAAUAGUCUUACAUUUUAACACAUUAUAAAUAGUCUUUCAUUUUAGCUUCUUGUUUUCUACCCAUCAAAUUAAAAGAAACAAAAAUAACAAAAUGCGAAUUCUUAUUUUCUUCUUGUUUAUUCAAUGUCUGAAUAUUAGCUUCAUCAGUGGCGGAAUAUUAUCAGAACAAGAAGCAUUAUUAGCUAUUAAAUCUGCCAUUAAAGAUGAUCCUCAUAAAAGUCUAUCAUCUUGGAAAAAUACUACUCACCAUUGCAAUUGGUCGUUCGUCACUUGCUCUUUGUCUUCUCACUCUCCCACUGUCAUUUCCCUGGACAUCUCCAACUUAGAUCUCAAUGGUACAAUAUCGCCAGAGUUUAGUAAACUUCAAAAGCUUCAAGUUUUGGAUUUUUCUAGCAACAAUCUUUCGGGAUUACUUCCUUAUGAAUUAGGAUUCUUAAAGAGGUUAAAAACUUUAGAUUUAUCAAAUAAUCAAUUACAUGGUGAGAUACCAAAUUCUUUUUCUCUUCUUACAAAUUUGAGUGAGUUGGAUUUAUCAGAUAAUCAAUUACAUGGUGACAUACCAAAUUCUUUUUUUCUUCUUACAAAUUUGAUGUUUUUGGAUUUAUCAUAUAAUCAAUUACAUGGUGAGAUACCAAAUUCUUUUUCUCUUCUUACAAAUUUGAGUGAGUUGGAUUUAUCAGAUAAUCAAUUACAUGGUGAGAUACCAAAUUGUUUUUCUCUUCUUACAAAUUUGAAUCAUUUGGGUUUAUCAAAUAAUCAAUUACAUGGUGAGAUACCAAAUUCUUUUUCUCUUCUUACAAAAUUGAUUUAUUUGGAUUUAUCAUAUAACCUUUUACAUGGUGAGAUACCAAAUUCUUUUUCUCUUCUUACAAAUUUGAGUAGAUUGUAUUUAUCAAGUAAUCAAUUACAUGGUGAGAUACCAAAUUCUUUUUCUUUUCUUACAAAUUUGAGUGAGUUGGAUUUAUCAGAUAAUCAAUUACAUGAUGAGAUACCAAAUUCUUUUUCUCUUCUUACAAAUUUGAGUGAGUUGUAUUUAUCAAAUAAUCUAUUACAUAGUGAGAUACCAAAUUAUUUUUCUCUUCUUACAAAUUUGAAUAUUUUGAUAUUAUCAAAUAAUCAAUUACAUGGUGAGAUACCAAAUUCUUUUUCUCUUCUUACAAAUUUGAGUGAGUUGGAUUUAUCAGAUAAUCAAUUACAUGGUGAGAUACCAAAUUCUUUUUCUCUUCUUACAAAUUUGAAUAUUUUGGUAUUAUCAAAUAAUCAAUUACAUGGUGAGAUACCGAAUUCUUUUUCUCUUCUCACAAAUUUGAGUGAGUUGGAUUUAUCAGAUAAUCAAUUACAUGGUGAGAUACCAAAUUCUUUUUCUCUUCUUACAAAUUUGAAUAUUUUGGUAUUAUCAAAUAAUCAAUUACAUGGUGAGAUACCGAAUUCUUUUUCUCUUCUUACAAAUUUGAUGAUUUUGGAUUUAUCACAUAAUCAAUUACAUGGUGAGAUAUCAAAUUCUUUUUCUCUUCUUACAAAUUUGCAUCAUUUGGAUUUAUCAAAUAAUCAAUUAAAUGGUGAGAUACCAAAUUCUUUUUCUCUUCUUACAAAUUUGAAGUUUUUGAUUUUAUCAAAUAAUCAAUUACAUGGUGAGAUACCAAAUUCUUUUUCUCUUCUUACAAUUUUGAGUGAUUUGUAUUUAUCAGAUAAUCAAUUACAUGGUGAGAUACCAAAUUCUUUUUUUCUUCUUACAAAUUUGAUGUUUUUGGAUUUAUCAAGUAAUCAAUUACAUGGUAAGAUACCAAAUUCUUUUUCUCUUCUAAGAAAUUUUAAUUUUUUGGAUUUAUCAAGUAAUCAAUUACAUGGUGAGAUACCUGUCAACAUUGGAAAGUUUACGAGUCUUCAUUAUUUGUUGGUUGCCAACAAUAAUAACUUGAUUGGAAAAAUCACACCACAGAUUACAGGAUACAAUGUCUCGAAUUUUAAAAACUCUUCUAUCUGCAACUUGGUUAAUCUUGAAAUCCUUGAUUUAUCUUAUAACAAGUUUAAUGGAGAAGUUCCUCAUUGCUUGGGCAAUACUAGUACUCAAUUAGCUGUAUUGAAUCUCCAAUCAAAUAAUUUCAAGGGCAUCAUUCCAUCAGCAUUAUUUUCUACUUAUGAUUCCUUGGAAUAUGUAGAUUUCACUGACAAUCAAUUAGAAGGAGCUAUACCUAGGUCUUUAUCUAAAUGUAGAAACCUAAAAGUCCUAAAUUUGAGGAACAACAAAUUCAAAGAUGUAUUCCCUUAUUGGUUAGGUAGCCUUCCGUCUUUAGAGGUUCUCAGCCUACCCUUUAAUAAUUUUCAUGGUGAUAUAACUAACAAUUUAUCAAGGAUUGCAACAUUUUCUUUUUCAAAUCUACAAAUUCUCGACCUUUCAAACAAUAAUUUCUGUGGUAAGUUGCCAUUCAUGUACAUCCAACAAUUUCGUUCCAUGAUGGAUAUCAACAUGUCUACUAUAGGAAGUCCAAGGUACUUAGAAAAUGAUCAUCAAUUUGGUAGUUUUAUGUAUACGUACUCCAUCAAGAUGACGGUAAAAGGGGUGGAGCUGGAUUAUAAGAAGAUAAUUACUUCUAUGUCAACAUUUGAUAUGUCUAAUAAUCACUUUGAAGGAGAGAUUCCAAAUUCUAUAGGGAUGUUGCGAGCACUUCGAAAUCUUAAUCUCUCGCAUAACCUCCUUACCGGAAACAUCCCUCCAUCCAUCGGGAACUUAUCAUUGUUGGAUGGUUUAGACCUAUCAUCAAAUAGGCUUAUCGGUGAAAUCCCUCAAGGACUUGUUAGUUUAACAUUUCUCGAGGUUUUUAAUGUUUCAUAUAAUCAUCUGGAAGGGCCUAUACCCUAUGGUAACCAAUUUGAUACCUUCCCAUCUGAUUCGUACAAGGGAAAUCUUGAAUUGUGUGGAGCACCAUUACUUGAAUGCAAAAACAAUACUGUUGUGCAAUCUUUGAACAAUGAUAAUGUGGAAGAAAAAAAAGAAUUAUCGAUGUGGGAAGCUGUAGUGAUUGGAUUUGGAAGUGGUACAAGAGUUGGUUUGGCUUGGGGGUACUACAUAUUGUCAGUGGGGAAGCCUUUUUGGCUUUUUAAAUUGUUGAACAAGAUGAAAUGGGCUUUACUUGAUUUUCAGGACCACCAUUUCAGUAGAAGAAGUAGAACAAGAAGAACAAAGAACUAAAAGUGAUCAUCUAUGUAAGAAACAUUUCAUUUGUAGCAAGAAGUAGAGUAUGAUGGAAUCAGCCUUUUUGGGCUUUACUUGAAUUUGUAUUAUUUCCUUUUUCUUUUCACUGUACUUUAUUCAUAAUUAUAUUUUGUGAUAAUAAAAUUUCUUUUCCAUAAAAAAAUAUAAAUGUGUGCCAAAUGGGUGAAUGUAAUAAUCUAUCUAAGAAAGAAACAUUUCAUUUCAUGAGAUGUCUAUAAAGCAUAAAAUGUCAUGUUUUCCACUGCAUUGUUAAGUUAGUUGAUUUCGUUUUUCCGAUUUUGAUCAAUAAAUCAAUUUUCUGCUUUUACUAUAUUUACGAUAACACAACCUCGACCGUGGGUGUAAGCGAGGAGUGCUGCCGCCUAGGGCCCAAUCUUGAAAAGGGCCAAUAACUUAAGUCACCAUUAAAUUUAAUCGUCAUUUUCAAGUUGGGAAAAGAAAAUAAAAUGUUAGAUUAUUAUUUUCCUAU
Messenger RNA from Amaranthus tricolor (Joseph's coat), 4268 nucleotides. Its product is annotated as receptor-like protein 35. Bases 677 to 3775 code for a protein of 1032 amino acids. The transcript is spliced from 2 exons. The record is from RefSeq and is a predicted model, not a curated record. NCBI's taxonomy places the organism in Eukaryota, Viridiplantae, Streptophyta, Magnoliopsida, Caryophyllales, Amaranthaceae. Gene Ontology annotation, molecular function: protein binding.